AUGCAGCAGGCCAGACAGUUGGGUAUAAAGGAGUCAAUGAUAGACAGGUACAUGCUUGUGCUUCUUUGGGUUUCCCAAGGCAACACAGGACCUUUUGCAUUCUGGCUGCUUUUCUUCCUCAUGAAGCACCCUGAAGCCAUGACAUCUGUGAAGGGGGAGGUAGAUAAGGUUCUGAAGGAAUAUGGCAAGGAAGUUCUACAUGGUGGCCCUUUGAUCAACCUGACCUGUGACAUGCUGAUGAAAAUGCCAAUCCUGGAUAGUGCUGUAGAAGAGACCCUUCGACUCAUUGCUGCACCACUCCUCGUCAGGGCAGUGCUCCAGGAUAUGACUUUCAAGAUGGCUGAUGGGUGUGAAUACCAUAUUCGCAAGGGCGAUAGAAUGGCAGUCUUUCCUUAUAGUGCCGUCCACACUGACCCGGAGAUCCACCCUGACCCACAUUUGUUCAAAUAUGACUGCUUUCUGAAUCCAGAUAGGAGCAGGAAAACUGAUUUCUACAAAGCAGGGGAGAAGGUGAGGUAUUACAACAUGCCCUUUGGUGCAGGGGUCUCUAUGUGUCCUGGGAGAUUAUUUGCCAACAAUGAGCUGAAACAGUUUGUUUUCCUUAUGUUGGUCUAUUUUGAGUUUGAGCUGAAAAUUCCUGAUGAGAAGAUAUCCGAUACUGAUGUCAAGCGAUUGGGCUUUGGAGCACUUCAUCCAAUUAGAGACAUCCAGUUUCGGUACAGAUUCAGAUUCUGA
This is a messenger RNA of Siniperca chuatsi (mandarin fish), 735 nucleotides long. RefSeq names its product 7-alpha-hydroxycholest-4-en-3-one 12-alpha-hydroxylase-like. Lineage: Eukaryota; Metazoa; Chordata; Actinopteri; Centrarchiformes; Sinipercidae. The record is from RefSeq and is a predicted model, not a curated record. Bases 1 to 735 code for a protein of 244 amino acids. The transcript has a single exon. Gene Ontology annotation, molecular function: sterol 12-alpha-hydroxylase activity; iron ion binding; heme binding.